AUGUCAUUUAGGAGUUUUCAACGAGUCCCUGGAAUGAUCGGGAGGUCAUUGUUCCGUCAAGCAGAUUGCCCGUCUGGCCGUGAGUUGCACCCGAGACUCAGGAUGCUGCAGGCACGGAGCAUACCCCAACUAAGCAUACCCCACCUAAGUAUAUCCCAUUCAGGCAUACCCCACCCAAACAUGCGCCACCCAAACAUACCCCACCCAAGCAUACCCUACCUAAGCAUACCCCACCCAAGCAUACCUCACCCAACAUACCGCACCCAAGCAUACCCCCACCCAAGCAUAUCCCAUUCAAGCAUACCCCACCCAUGCAUACCCCAUCCAAGCAUACCUCACCCAAGCAUACCCCACCCAAGCAUACCCCACCCAAGCAUACCCCACCCAAGCAUACCCCACCCAAGCAUACCCCACCCAAGCAUACCCCACCCAAGCAUACCCCACUCAAGCAUACCCCACCUAAGCAUACCCCACACAAGCAUACCCCACCUAAGCAUACCCCACCCAAGCAUACCCCACCCAAGCAUACCCCACCCAAGCAUACCCCACCCAAGCAUACCCCACCUAAGCAUACCCCACCCAAGCAUACCCCACCCAAGCAUACCUCACCCAAGUAUACCCUACCCAAGCAUACCCCACCCAAGCAUACCCCACCCAAGCAUACCACACCCAAGCACACCCACCCAACAUACCCCCUUACCCCACCCAAGCAUACCCCACCCAAGCAUACCCCACCCAAGCAUACCCCCCUUACCCCACCCAAGCAUACCCCACCCAAACAUACCCCACCCAAGCAUACCACACCCAAGCAUACCCCACCCAAGCAUACCCCACCCAAACAUAUCCCACCCAAGCAUACCCCACCCAAACAUACCCCACCCUUACAUACCCCACCAAGCAUACCCCACCCAAGCAUGA
Molecule: messenger RNA, 918 nt
Organism: Penaeus chinensis
Lineage: Eukaryota; Metazoa; Arthropoda; Malacostraca; Decapoda; Penaeidae
Product: SH3 domain-containing protein C23A1.17-like
Exons: 4
Coding region: 1-918 (305 amino acids)
Source: RefSeq, a predicted model, not a curated record